AUUUUAAACUGGACUCUAGCGCCACCUGGUGUCCGAGUGAAGCUCCUCCUCGAGGACUGUUCAGCCCUGCGCAGGGACUGGCUCUCCCGCAGCCAUUUUCUGUCCAACCAAACGGCCGAACUGAGACGAGAACCAACCAGGGCUUCAUCGCAGAUGGACGGAGACGGUUCAACCACAGAUGCCUCCCAACUUGGCAUAACAGGAGAAUAUAUGGCCGGUAGUCACUUUGUUCUCCAAGCUCAGGAUGAUGAAGGUGAUGAGGGACUGAACGACCACGAGGAUGGCAAUGGAAGCAAAGAUAAUCUACGGGAGCAAGACAUCUAUCUCCCAAUCGCCAACGUUGCCCGAAUCAUGAAGACUGCAAUACCACAAACUGGAAAAAUAGCAAAGGACGCCAAGGAGUGUGUGCAAGAGUGUGUGAGCGAGUUCAUCAGCUUCAUCACUUCAGAAGCCAGCGAGAGGUGCCAUCAGGAGAAACGCAAGACGAUAAACGGCGAAGACAUCCUGUUCGCAAUGUCCACGCUGGGUUUCGACAUGUAUGUGGAGCCUCUGAAGCUCUACCUGCAGAAGUUCAGGGAGGCCAUGAAAGGAGAGAAAGGCAUAAGCGCAGUAACUGUAACCGAAGGCAUGGGAGAGGAGCUGACCGAUGAGUCUUUCACAAAUCCACUACCUGCAGGGAUCAUAACAGCUGAUGGACAGCAACAAAAUGUGAUGGUGUACACCACCUCAUAUCAGCAGAUCCCAGGCGUGCAACAGCUCCAGUUCUCCUGAAGAUGUGCUGCGUUGUCACGUGCAGAAAUCAACACCUAAUCUUCACAAAUCAAACCUUCCACACUUCCACAUACAAGUGAAGGUUCUGAACGGUGGGGUCUGUGUGAGAGGUCUUCAGCGGACCCUCUUCUUGUGCUCUCACAGGUCACAGAGCUGGACUUCUAUGUUUGUUUAGCUUGUUUUCAUGUGUGCUCCUUGUGUGUUUGUGCACACGCAUUAUGAUUUUAAGUGACUAGUCUGUUGGGUGUUACUUUUUGUGUUUGUUUUACACAUAGGGGAUUUUAAAGGAUUAGGUUAAAGGGUCCUGAGGGGUUUCAAAAAUAACAACCUUCUAUUAAAGCAAUAAUACAAAACAAAUGUGAAUCUUCCUGCGAUAUAAUGAGUGCUUUGCUCCUUUUUUUGUAUAGAUGAAAACCAUGUUGCAUGUAUAAUUUCGGUUUGAUAAGAUGUUAACACUUAAAAUGAAAUAGGGUAUUUUUUUUGUAAAUAUUUUCUUUGUUCUCAAUGUUUUCAUGGAUUUGUAAUUAUGCAGUUCACUCAACAAUCUGCAUUGUCAAUCAAAGUCCAAAAAUAAAUCUAAAUUCUAAUCUAAGUUCUUCAUUUGGGCCCAUUUUAGGUCAGUGACUUUCUUUGGAUGAUUUUACAUUAAUUUCUUGCAGUUCAUUUUGUUUUUACGUGCUUAUUAAGGUUCAGUUACACCUUGAAUGUGGAUUUUAAAAUGGUUGUGUGCUUUAAAUACACAGUCUGCAAAUCUGUGACAUAAGGACAACAACUACUGUAAGAACACUUAAAAGUAGACCUAAACUUUCAAUUUUUCAUUUAUAAAAAGUAUCUAUUUGUC
Messenger RNA from Megalobrama amblycephala (Wuchang bream), 1612 nucleotides. RefSeq names its product nuclear transcription factor Y, beta b (gene nfybb). The coding region runs from base 154 to 771 and encodes 205 amino acids. NCBI's taxonomy places the organism in Eukaryota, Metazoa, Chordata, Actinopteri, Cypriniformes, Xenocyprididae. Gene Ontology annotation, cellular component: CCAAT-binding factor complex; nucleus. The transcript is spliced from 7 exons. The record is from RefSeq and is a predicted model, not a curated record. Gene Ontology annotation, molecular function: RNA polymerase II cis-regulatory region sequence-specific DNA binding; DNA-binding transcription activator activity, RNA polymerase II-specific; protein heterodimerization activity. Gene Ontology annotation, biological process: regulation of transcription by RNA polymerase II.